AUGCCACGCUAUCCUCAAGACCAAAGCCAUCCUCAGCGGCGCCAUACAUCGUCUCAUCAUAUAGAAUUUCCGCUAGUUAGACAGUUUGCAAACAUCAUUGCUCCGCAGUUGCGAAGAGAACCUCCAAACCCGCCUCAAGAACAUUGUCAGCAUAGAGCUCCUCCGCAAUCAAGCCAGCCAUCCAGAUCUCACGAUGUGAGAGAUCUCGACCUGGAUCUCAAGUCACUUUGGUUCACAAGCUCGCCUCCUGCGUUCCCUCCCUGUACUUUUAAUCGAGAGAAAAUAAACUAUGUUAUGGUGCGUUCUGGUGCCAUGGUUGGAUCUUGGGAAAAGCGAUGGUUCAGGGUUGCCAUUCGGCAUCACGAUACAUUGGAAUUAACAAAGAUACAUCUCUCUUGGGAGCCCAGCAAUCCGGGGGCGACUGUGACGGCGAUGCAGAGACACUAUCCGACGCCGCGAAGACUGAACAGUCAAGAGCUCGAUGUUUGCCGUGACAGGUAUGCCAAUGCGUUAGCCAGCUGGUGUGAAUCCAAGAAAGGCAAACGUGUGGGAACAGGACGUUGCGGGGAGUUAGCCUCCGAGGGGCUCAAGGCGAUUGCAGCCAAGUGUAUUUCCCGUCGCGAGGAACCAUGCAUGGCCAGCCGAUACGGGCUACAAGGCUAUCUGCUUUACACUUUAUCGCUAUCAUCUACAUCUACGCCACACGAAUCCCACAGAGGUCCACACAAGUUCGGCGUUGGUAGAGGCGACGUGCUACAGAUGUUCUCGACCCACUUCAAAGCUAAGGAUGGCAGUGAGAAAUGGACGGAUAAAAGAGGUCAUGUAGCUAUGGUCACCAGAGUUCGUUCCAAUGGAGCUUUGGUGGUGCUUGAGCAGAAUGUUGGGGAUGUUAAGUUGGUGAUGGACGGCGAGUAUGAUAUGGCGGAAAUGAUAAAGGGCGAGGCAAAAAUCUUUAGACCUGUUGGUCUGUUACCGGACGAGAAGCAGCCGUCUGCGGCUGACCUCUCCGGGCGGCCUGACGAGAUGUCAAACUGGGCCAUUGCAAGCCACACGAAAGUUAUUUAUUGGUUACAACUACAGACCCAGACCAGUCUAGACGAGCUCGGUGAGAGACAGUCCAUUAUCCAAUCCGAUACCGAACCUCCUCCUGAUGGAGGAUACGGCUCGGUAUGUGUUGCGGCCUGUCUCAGCAUCAAUUGUUUCACAUGGGGUGCCGUUGCUCCAUACGGCGUUUUCAUGGGCUGUUAUCUCCAAAACGAUGUCUAUCCCACUGCCACAGUGGUGGACUUUGGAUUCAUUGGCGGGCUGAACUUCUCAACGGCUAUGUUAGUGUCUCCAAUUGUAACAGUCAUCGCCCGUCGAUGUGGGAUCCAUGUCCCAAUGCUCAUAGGAAUUACUCUCCAUACCACAGGCUUUAUUAUGGCCUCGUUUGCUACGCGGAUUUGGCACCUCUACCUGACUCAAGGAAUCCUGGUGGGGUUUGGAGUAGGCCUUAUCUACAUCCCUAGCAUGGCUAUUCCUUCUCAAUGGUUCCUCCAUCGUCGCAGCUUAGCCAAUGGUAUUAGUGCCGCCGGAUCUGGCAUUGGCGGCCUGAUGUUUUCCCUCAUGACACGAGGAGCCAUCAGCAAUAUUUCGCUGGCCUGGGCCCUUCGUAUCACUGGCAUUGUUAGUGGAGUUAUGAAUUUACUGGCAACCAUUGUGAUCAGGAGCCGGAAUAAUAUCAUCCAACCAAAGCAGCAUCCUUUUGACAUAGCGCUGCUUCGCCGAUAUGAAGUUAUACUGGUGCUUGGGUGGGCGUUUGUGAGCAUGUUGGGUUAUAUAAUACUGCUCUUCUCGAUGUCCGAUUUCGCGUACUCAAUAGGUCUGGACGACUCUCAAGCUGCCAAUGCCACAGCUCUGCUAAACCUGGGGGCGGCACUAACCAGGCCGUGGAUUGGAGCCAUCAGCGAUCGUUUUGGUCGUAUUGAGACCGCUGGAUUUAUGACACUUCUUUGGCUAUUUUUGGGAUUUGGCUGGUCGCUAAUUCUUAUGGAGUGCUUAUCCUGUUUGUUAUUUUGA
Messenger RNA from Venustampulla echinocandica, 2058 nucleotides. RefSeq lists its product as uncharacterized. The transcript has 5 exons. The record is from RefSeq and is a predicted model, not a curated record. Bases 1 to 2058 code for a protein of 685 amino acids. Gene Ontology annotation, molecular function: transmembrane transporter activity. NCBI's taxonomy places the organism in Eukaryota, Fungi, Ascomycota, Leotiomycetes, Helotiales, Pleuroascaceae. Gene Ontology annotation, biological process: transmembrane transport.